AUGUAUGGAAUAAUUUUUUUGUCUUACCUUGGUUUGAUAUCUGGAUUUUUGUUUUUAACAGUAUGCAUUGCAUGUGGACUUUAUUAUCUAUCAGAGUUUAUUGAAGAAUAUACAGAAUUUUCUAAAAAAUUACUAAGAAAAAUGAUUUAUUUUGUUAUUUUCUUACAUUUAGUUAUUCUAAUUCUUGACAAAUUUCCUUUUUUUUUAAUUAUGUUUUCAAUCUUGUCACAUAUAUUAUAUUUAUCAAAUCUUCGGUCAUUUCCUUGUAUUUCAGUUUAUUCCUUACAAUUCAUUAUUGGUUCAGUUUUUACAGUUUUAAAUCAUUUAUUCUGGAUAUGGCAUUUUAGAUUAUAUUUCAGCUCAUUAUUGACAAAUUCUUUUACAUAUUCAAAGAAAAAAAACUAUGAGGGAUUUACUUUUAAUCAGAUUGCUUCUUUUUUUGCUAUUUGUGUCUGGCUUAUACCUUUUUCACUUUUUAUUUCCCUACCAGCGGGAGAUAAUGUUCUUCCUAUUUCAUUAAACGGUUUUUUUCAUGAUAAAGCUUAG
This is a messenger RNA of Pneumocystis jirovecii RU7, 546 nucleotides long. RefSeq lists its product as uncharacterized. Gene Ontology annotation, molecular function: COPII receptor activity. The record is from RefSeq and is a predicted model, not a curated record. The transcript is spliced from 4 exons. Gene Ontology annotation, biological process: endoplasmic reticulum to Golgi vesicle-mediated transport. The coding region runs from base 1 to 546 and encodes 181 amino acids. NCBI's taxonomy places the organism in Eukaryota, Fungi, Ascomycota, Pneumocystomycetes, Pneumocystales, Pneumocystaceae. Gene Ontology annotation, cellular component: endoplasmic reticulum membrane; COPII-coated ER to Golgi transport vesicle; Golgi membrane.